This is a messenger RNA of Alosa alosa (allis shad), 1212 nucleotides long. RefSeq names its product ATPase H+ transporting V0 subunit b (gene atp6v0b). Bases 203 to 820 code for a protein of 205 amino acids. The transcript is spliced from 8 exons. NCBI's taxonomy places the organism in Eukaryota, Metazoa, Chordata, Actinopteri, Clupeiformes, Clupeidae. Gene Ontology annotation, molecular function: proton-transporting ATPase activity, rotational mechanism. Gene Ontology annotation, cellular component: proton-transporting V-type ATPase, V0 domain. Gene Ontology annotation, biological process: proton transmembrane transport. The record is from RefSeq and is a predicted model, not a curated record.
ACAUCACAUGAUCAGCUGAUGACUUCCCCUCUCUCUUGAUGGGUAUAGGAUUUUCAUCCUUCGCUCUUCCCAUUCACAAGACUGAAGGAUCGAUAUCCUUCUACCCUUUAUUCAUUAGCUAGUAUUUGUAGAAUAAUUAGAUUGUACAUACGAUCUUGUAUAUAAUAAGUCAGCGAAAGUGGCGCUUUUAUUGGACUGCAUUAUGAACGGACACGCUAUUCUCUACACCGGGGUCACUUUGGCCUUCUGGAGUACAAUUCUCAUCGUAGGAAUAUGUUACACAAUAUUUGACCUGGGAUUUCGCUUUGAUGUUGCAUGGUUUUUGACCGAAACCUCUCCGUUUAUGUGGGCAAGCCUUGGGAUUGGCUUGGCCAUAUCUCUCUCUGUCGUUGGGGCAGCCUGGGGCAUUUACAUUACUGGAUCCAGCAUCAUUGGUGGUGGUGUUAAGGCCCCUAGAAUAAAAACCAAGAAUCUUGUCAGCAUCAUUUUCUGUGAAGCUGUUGCCAUUUAUGGAAUUAUUAUGGCUAUUGUCAUUAGCAACAUGGCAGAGAACUUCAGUGGCACCACACCAGAGACCAUUGGAGCAAGGAACUACCAAGCAGGUUACUCAAUGUUUGGUGCUGGUCUUACUGUCGGUUUCUCAAACCUCUUCUGUGGCAUCUGUGUUGGCAUCGUUGGAAGCGGGGCUGCCUUGGCAGAUGCUCAGAAUGGCAGUCUCUUUGUCAAAAUCCUCAUUGUGGAAAUCUUCGGCAGUGCCAUCGGUCUUUUUGGAGUCAUUGUGGCCAUCUUGCAGACAUCAAAAGUAAAAAUGGGAGACUAGACACAAGGUGAUUGGGAGGUCCCAAGGAAGACAGAAGCUGCAGAGGUGCAAAAGAUGGAAUGUGUAAAUACAUAGUACAUUAUUUAAAUGUUAUUUUUCUUCUCUUUGUGAUUUAUUUUUGUUUGUACAUUUUUAACCAUCAUUUGCUGAAGAGUGAUAUGUUUGCGUCUAAUUGUCUUGAAAGAGUGCAACAUCUGGGUAAUCUACUGGUCCUAGGGACAGAAUCCAUUUCCAAAUCUGAACCAAUGAAUUAAUUGACUGCAAAGAAAUAACCAUCCUCUAUGUGUAAGAUUAAUAUGGCAAGAUAUUAAAGGGGUGAAAAUUGCUAUAUAUUUUUAAUGUGAGAACUACUUGAAAUAAACACUCAGUCUGCAUGAUCUUUCAUUUGAAAG